Molecule: messenger RNA, 4435 nt
Organism: Callorhinus ursinus (northern fur seal)
Lineage: Eukaryota; Metazoa; Chordata; Mammalia; Carnivora; Otariidae
Gene: CLSTN1
Product: calsyntenin 1
Biological process (GO): positive regulation of synaptic transmission; positive regulation of synapse assembly; homophilic cell-cell adhesion
Cellular component (GO): cell surface; postsynaptic membrane
Molecular function (GO): calcium ion binding
Source: RefSeq, a predicted model, not a curated record
UGCUGCCGCCGCCUCCAACCAAGCGCUACCUCGGCGGAGGGGAGGGCGCCCGCGGCCCGAGCGCGCGGCCCAGCGUCGCGGCGGCGGCUCGUCGUACCCCGGACUCGCCGCGGCGCGAAGCAGCCGGCUCCGGGCCGCGAGAGUCCUGCUCGGCGCCCCGCGCUCGUGCCUGCCGCUCCCGCCUCGGGCCGGCCGCGGCGCCGGGAGCCGGAGCGAUGCUGCGCCGCCCUGCGCCCGCGCUGGCCCCGGCCGCCUGGCUGCUGCUGGCCGGGCUGCUGAGCGGCGGCGGGGUCUGGGCCUCGCGAGUUAACAAGCACAAACCAUGGCUCGAGCCCACCUAUCAUGGCAUAAUCACAGAAAACGAUAAUGCAGUGCUUCUUGACCCUCCUCUGAUUGCCCUGGAUAAAGACGCACCUCUGCGAUUCGCAGGUGAGAUCUGUGGAUUUAAAAUUCACGGGCAGAAUGUCCCCUUUGAUGCAGUGGUAGUGGAUAAGUCCACUGGCGAGGGAAUCAUUCGCUCAAAAGAGAAACUGGACUGUGAGCUGCAGAAAGACUACACAUUCACCAUCCAGGCCUAUGACUGCGGCAAGGGGCCAGACGGCACCAACAUAAAAAAGUCUCAUAAGGCAACUGUCCAUAUUCAGGUGAACGAUGUGAACGAAUACGCACCGGUGUUCAAGGAGAAGUCCUACAAGGCGACUGUCAUCGAGGGCAAACAGUAUGACAGCAUCUUGCGGGUGGAGGCUGUGGACGCAGAUUGCUCCCCUCAGUUCAGCCAGAUUUGCAGCUAUGAAAUCGUCACUCCAGAUGUGCCAUUCGCCAUCGACAAAGACGGUUAUAUAAAAAACACAGAGAAGCUGAACUACGGGAAGGAGCACCAGUACAAGCUGACGGUCACCGCCUAUGACUGUGGGAAGCGGAGAGCAGCAGCAGAUGUCGUGGUGAAGGUCAGCAUCAAGCCCACCUGCACCCCGGGGUGGCAAGGAUGGAACAAUAGGAUCGAGUAUGAGCCUGGCACGGGCACCUUGGCCCUCUUCCCCAGUGUCCACCUGGAGACAUGUGAUGAAUCCGUGGCCUCGGUGCAGGCGACGGUGGAGCUAGAGACCGGCCACAUCGGGAAAGGCUGUGACCGGGACACCUAUUCUGAGAAGUCCCUUCACCAACUGUGUGGUGCUGCGUCUGGCACUGCUGAGCUGCUCCCUUCCCCGAGCGGGUCCUCGAACUGGACUGUGGGCCUCCCCACUGACAAUGGCCAUGACAGUGACCAGGUCUUCGAGUUCAAUGGCACACAAGCAGUGAGGAUCCCAGAUGGCAUUGUCUCGGUCAACCCGAAAGAGCCUUUUACCAUUUCUGUGUGGAUGAGGCACGGCCCUUUUGGCAGGAAGGAGACGAUUCUCUGUAGUUCAGACAAAACAGACAUGAACCGACACCAUUAUUCACUCUAUGUCCACGGCUGCCGGCUUAUUUUCCUCCUCCGCCAGGAUCCUUUGGAAGAGAAGAAGUACAAACCUGCAGAAUUCCACUGGAAGUUGAAUCAGGUCUGUGAUGAGGAGUGGCAUCACUACGUCCUCAACGUGGAAUUCCCAAGCGUGACUCUCUAUGUGGACGGAGUUUCUCAUGAGCCCUUCUCUGUGACCGAAGAUUACCCGCUUCAUCCAUCCAAGAUCAAAACUCAGCUCGUGGUUGGGGCCUGCUGGCAAGGUGGUGAGCUGCACAUGACCCAGUUUUUCCGAGGUAACCUGGCCGGCCUGACCGUCCGUUCCGGGAAACUCGCUGACAAGAAGGUGAUCGACUGUCUUUAUACCUGCAAAGAAGGGCUGGACCUGCAGGUCCCCGAAGACAGCGGCAGAGGCGUGGAGAUCCAUACGAACCCCAGUCAGUUGGCGUUGACCUUGGAGGGAGAUGACAUCGGGGAGCUGGAUAAGGCCAUGCAGCACGUUUCCUACCUGAACUCCCGGCAGUUCCCCACACCGGGGAUCCGAAGACUCAAAAUCACCAGCACGGUCAAGUGUUUCGACGAGGCCCCCUGCAUCUCCGUGCCCCCGGUGGACGGUUACGUGACGGUGCUGCAGCCCGAGGAGCCCAAGAUCAGCCUCAGUGGCGUCCACCAUUUCGCUCGAGCGGCUUCUGAAUUUGAAAGCCCAGAAGGGGUUUUCCUUUUCCCUGAGCUUCGGAUCAUCAGCACCAUCACGAGAGAAGUGGAGCCUGAAGGGGAAGGAGAUGAGGACCCCACAGUCCAAGAGUCGCUGGUGUCCGAGGAGAUCGUGCAUGACCUGGAUACCUGUGAGGUCACAGUGGACGGGGACGAGCUGAACCCGGCCCAGGAGAGCCUGGAGGUGGACACGGCCCGCCUGCAGCAGAAGGGCAUUGCAGUGAGCGCCUCCGACCUGGGCAUGGUCUUCACAGGUGUGGACACCAUGGCCAGCUACGAGGAGGCGCUGCGCCUCCUGCGCUAUCGGAACUGGCACACCAGGUCUCUGCUCGACCGGAAGUUCAAGCUCGUCUGCUCGGAGCUGAAUGGCCGCUACGUCAGCAACGAGUUUCAGGUGGAGGUGAACGUCAUCCACACGGCCAACCCCAUGGAGCACGCCAGCCACAUGGCCGCACAGCCCCAGUUUGUCUACCCGGAGCACCAUGCCUUCGUCGACCUCUCGGGUCACAACCUGGCCAGCCCCCAUCCCUUUGCAGUUGUCCCCAGCACCGCCACGGUGGUGAUAGUGGUGUGCGUUAGCUUCCUGGUCUUCAUGAUUAUCCUGGGCGUGUUCCGGAUCCGGGUCGCUCACCAGCGAACCAUGCGGGACCAGGACGCCGGGAAGGAGAACGAGAUGGAUUGGGACGACUCUGCCUUGACCAUCACCGUAAACCCCAUGGAGACGUACGCGGACCAGCACGGCGCCGAGGAGGGGGAGGAGGAGGAGGAGGAGGAGGAGGAGAGCGAGGAGGGGGAGGACGACGACGACAUCACCAGCGCCGAGUCCGAGAGCAGCGAGGACGAGGAGGGCGGGCACGGGGACCCGCGGAACGUGAGCAGGCAGCAGCAGCUGGAGUGGGACGACUCCACCCUCAGCUACUGAGCCGCCCAGCCGCCGCCGCCCUGUGUCCUCCCAGGCCCGAGGGUCCGCGGUGGACAAAGUCAUUCCGGCCCGUAGGCCCGCAGAGCCUCCCCGUCGCCGCCCGCCCGCCCGCCCGCCCGUGCUUGGCGCGUAGGCCCCCCGCCCUCCACCCAGACCGCCCUUAAGUUAUGUGAGGAGCUGACGCUCGCCGCCCACGGCUCGCUCUGCGCCGCCCCCUCGCGCCUCCAGAAAAGCUGCAGUGAACGGACUCGUUGACAAAGGGUUAAAAUCGCUCACUCCCACCUCGUAAUCUGGUUUUUUCUUUUCUUUUUUUUUUUAAAGGUUUUAUUUUUUCCAAACUAGUGCAUGUAUAAAAUGGCAGGAUGGGGGUUAAUAUGUAGAUGAUGAACUGACUUUUUAAUAUUUUGUAAAUAAAUUGCGGUUCCUCAUGUCCUCCGUGCUAGCGUGACCCAGGACUGGCAUGCAAAGUGAAGCCUGAAACACAGCGUAGGAGAGACCCCGCGGGCUCCUGCCUCAUCCCCCACCCCGAGAGGAGAGGGACCUGCCCUGCUCGGGCCUUGCUGGGUGCACCCCCUCGGUGGGUGGGCCAGACAGUGAGGGGGAAUGGACUUGCGCCCACCCCCCAGCUCAGCAGGAGGGCAGCAGGUCGGGACCCCUCUCUGGAGGCUGGACACGGCCAGGCCUUUGCUUUCGGAUUCUACCCAUUUCUGAUCCGGCAGAGGGCUGGGGGUGCCGGGGUCCCUGGCCUCUUUCACACACUCCUCCGAUGACUGGCAGCUCCUUGCGCAGGAAGCUGGACUCCUCGUGCGCAGCCUUGGGUUCCUACCUACUAGAUGUCCGUUGCCCUGCUGGUGAGUGUGCGUACGGACGGUGCAAAGCGUCUGGCCACUUGGCUGGAGACAGAACCGGCCCGAGUGGCCCGUACCCAGGACGUCCGAGGACACACGCACUGCAAGGACGCCCUGUGGCCGGAAGGCAAAGUGCUAGCUUCCCCCCCACAACAGCCCCAGAGGUAAGCCCCCUCCCCAGGAGUGGGGAGCCCUGCUGCUCAGCCUGGUGGGGGAGGAAAAGGAGAGGUCACGUCCCGAGCUAAAACCCCUAUGGCACUUUGUUUUUAAUUUACAUGUAAAAUUUUAGAUUUCUAAAACUGGGGGAAAAUCAUUUUGAGUCCUGUUCUGUGAUCAUGACUGCUAGUCGCGAGGACACUGCGGCUGUCCUGCGUUGUGUGUGGCCGUCCUCCGCGUACUGUCACUGUACCUGCCCCGUGUAGACAAUGAUAGAGGCUGAGCCGCUUUCCGGAUGUGUAUAUUGAUGAGGCCAGAACGUGUAUACACUACAAUAAAGUGCUGGUUCUAACCCCA